Pygoscelis adeliae (Adelie penguin) is the source of this 618-nucleotide messenger RNA. It is a transcript of the gene ARL8A, whose product is annotated as ADP-ribosylation factor-like 8A. The record is from RefSeq and is a predicted model, not a curated record. Lineage: Eukaryota; Metazoa; Chordata; Aves; Sphenisciformes; Spheniscidae. Gene Ontology annotation, cellular component: lysosomal membrane. Bases 17 to 433 code for a protein of 138 amino acids. Gene Ontology annotation, molecular function: GTPase activity; GTP binding. The transcript is spliced from 6 exons. Gene Ontology annotation, biological process: protein transport; anterograde axonal transport.
ACAGUUCAACGAAGACAUGAUCCCGACGGUGGGCUUUAACAUGAGAAAGAUCACCAAGGGGAACGUUACCAUAAAACUCUGGGACAUCGGUGGCCAGCCGCGGUUGCGCAGCAUGGGGGAGCGGUCCUGCCGUGGAGUGAGUUCCAUUGUGUACAUGGUGGACGCCGCUGACCAGGAGAAGAUAGAGGCCUCCAAGAAUGAACUGCACAACCUGCUCGACAAGCCGCAGCUCCAGGGCAUCCCGGUCCUAGUCCUGGGGAACAAGCGAGACCUGCCCGGUGCCUUGGAUGAGAAGGAGCUCAUUGAGAAGAUGAACCUCUCUGCCAUCCAGGACCGAGAGAUUUGUUGCUACUCCAUCUCCUGCAAAGAAAAGGACAACAUCGACAUCACCCUACAGUGGCUUAUCCAGCACUCGAAGUCUAGGAGAAGCUGAGAUCCCGUGGACCGCGGCUCGGAUCGGGAAGAUGCCAUUGUACAAGCCCAUGCCCCUUCUCUCUCCUGCUCUGUCCCUCCAGCUCUCUCUCUAGAUGGGUAUUUUUAGGGGACCCCAGACUCCGCUCGCAUUGAGGUGGAGCCCUUGUUUUUAUUGUAAAGAAAAUGUCUGACUGCCCUCCUCAA